UACUCCACCUCUCUUUCAGCACCAAGGACAGAGCCUCUGAAGGGUUGACCCAAGCAACAUUCAGUUUAGGGUAGCUCCCAAAUCCAGUAGAGAAGACGGAUGCAUUCCAAAGCAGCUAUGAAACAUUCAGUAAGGUCUAAUAGGGAAGCUGGAAGAGCAGCACACAAGUGAUUUCACCUUAGAGAAUAAAAUGGGUGAUUUUCUUUCUGUUCGUUUCCACAGUUUCUGUGUCCUGGGAAAGGCAAAGUUUGCUUUGCUUGGGCAUGUCGGCUGUCAGCUUACAGCUGCAGUUUAGCUAAGGAGCUAAACUCUACAGUCUCCUGAAAUCAGAAGGAAAUUUCAGGGAAACACCUUGGGAUCACUCCUUCCCCCUGGACUAUGGCACCUCUGAGCCAGCUGAGUGGCCACAUCAACUUCACCUGUGAGGCAGAGAACGCCACGACUCCCAGCUGUGCCCGCCCACACUCCUACUAUGCCCUCUCCUACUGCGCGCUCAUCCUUGCCAUCGUCUUUGGCAAUGGACUAGUGUGUGUCGCCGUGCUGAGGGAGAGGGCUCUGCAGACCACCACCAACUACCUGGUGGUGAGUCUAGCUGUGGCAGAUCUACUCGUGGCAACUUUGGUGAUGCCCUGGGUGGUGUACCUGGAGGUGACUGGCGGAGUGUGGAAGUUCAGCCGCGUUUGCUGCGAUGUUUUCGUCACCCUGGAUGUCAUGAUGUGUACGGCCAGUAUCCUGAACCUCUGCGCCAUCAGCAUUGACAGGUACACGGCAGUGGUCAUGCCCGUUCACUACCAACACGGCACAGGACAGAGCUCCUGCAGGCGCGUCGCCUUCAUGAUUACAGCCGUCUGGGUACUGGCCUUCGCUGUGUCUUGCCCACUCCUCUUUGGCUUCAACACCACAGGGGAUCCCAGCAUCUGCUCCAUCUCCAACCCUGAUUUUGUCAUCUACUCCUCCGUGGUGUCCUUCUACGUGCCCUUUGGAGUGACUGUCCUUGUCUAUGCCAGGAUCUACGUGGUGUUGAGACAGAGGAGAAGAAAACGGAUCCUCACUCGGCAAAACAGCCAGUGUCUCAGUGUCAGGCCUGGCUUCCCCCAGCAAUCUUCCUGUAUGAGGCUGCACCCCAUGAGGCAGUUUUCAAUAAGAGCACGAUUCCCAUCAGAUGCUACAGGGAAAAUGGAAACUUCAGAAGAUAAACAAUAUCCUCAGAAAUGUCAAGACCCUCUCUUGUCACACCUGCAGCCCCUGUCCCCUAGCCGGGCACAUAUGGAGCUGAAGCGCUACUACAGCAUCUGCCAGGAUACAGCCCUGAGAAGACCAGGCUUCCAAGAUGACGAAGGAGAAUCGAAAAGGCCGGGAAGGACUCGAAAUUCCCUCAGCCCCAACUUGGCACCCAAGCUCAGCUUAGAGGUUCGGAAGCUGAGUAAUGGCAGGUUGUCAACAUCCCUGAAGCUGGGUCCACUGCAACCUCGGUCAGUGCCACUUCGGGAGAAGAAGGCAACCCAGAUGCUGGUCAUUGUGCUUGGUACCUUCAUUGUCUGCUGGCUACCCUUCUUCUUGACCCAUGUUCUCAACACCCACUGCCAAGCCUGUCAUGUGUCCCCAGAACUUUAUAGCGCCACGACAUGGCUGGGCUACGUGAACAGCGCCCUCAACCCUGUGAUCUACACGACUUUCAACGUUGAGUUCCGCAAAGCCUUUCUCAAGAUCCUGUCUUGCUGAAGGAGGAAGAAAAGGAACACUCUCUGGCCCACCGCUAAACACCAGGCUCUUGGACUGUUGGCCAGAGCAUGCUCAGAAAAACACCGUGUGAUGUCCUAAGACAGAUAUGUGGUAGGAAGGUCCCUGGAGCUUAGAUCUCUACAUAGUGGUUGUAACCCAACUGCUUCCUCCAAAACAGAAUGUUCUAU
Messenger RNA from Sorex fumeus (smoky shrew), 1910 nucleotides. RefSeq names its product dopamine receptor D3 (gene DRD3). Gene Ontology annotation, biological process: adenylate cyclase-inhibiting dopamine receptor signaling pathway; adenylate cyclase-activating adrenergic receptor signaling pathway. Gene Ontology annotation, cellular component: plasma membrane. Gene Ontology annotation, molecular function: G protein-coupled receptor activity; dopamine neurotransmitter receptor activity, coupled via Gi/Go. The transcript has 8 exons. Lineage: Eukaryota; Metazoa; Chordata; Mammalia; Eulipotyphla; Soricidae. The record is from RefSeq and is a predicted model, not a curated record. The coding region runs from base 379 to 1722 and encodes 447 amino acids.